Messenger RNA from Eupeodes corollae, 1698 nucleotides. RefSeq names its product probable ATP-dependent RNA helicase DDX28 (gene Dbp21E2). The transcript has 2 exons. The record is from RefSeq and is a predicted model, not a curated record. Gene Ontology annotation, cellular component: mitochondrion. Gene Ontology annotation, molecular function: nucleic acid binding; ATP binding. Gene Ontology annotation, biological process: mitochondrial large ribosomal subunit assembly. Bases 114 to 1667 code for a protein of 517 amino acids. Lineage: Eukaryota; Metazoa; Arthropoda; Insecta; Diptera; Syrphidae.
ACAAAACGUCAGUCACUUUGGAACCGAAUAUUCUUAAAAGUUUAAUAUAUGUUGCACUAGAAAGUGCAAUUACAAUCAAUUCUUUUCAUUUUAAAGAAUAAAAUUGCUAUAAAAUGUUACGACAUAUAUCAAAUUUGACUCAAAAGCUACCAACGCGGACAUAUGCAGCGGUGGCUCCAGCUGUCAAAUACCAAAACUCGACCAAAUCUAAGAAAAUUCCACUGAUAGAAUGCAAAAAUGCCAAACUAAAUGUGCCCUUUGGAAAACCCCUUAUAGAAGCCAAAUUCGGAGCUAUUCCAUUGGCCUCCAAGGGAUGGUUGCAUCGUCGGUCUAAAGGUGAUUAUUUUAUUGUAAAUACCUCGAUGAAUGAGGAUGAAAUUCUCAGUCGAAUGCAGAACAUUAACGACCUGCAAGGAACUCUCCAGUUGUCGGAUGAUUUAAUUGAAAACUUGAAAUCCGAGUUGGAGAUCACACAACUCACCAAAAUCCAAACCGAUGCUAUUCCAAUAAUCCGUGACAGUAAUCAUGCACUGAUAGCAGCCGAAACUGGCUGUGGCAAAACUCUUGCCUAUCUCCUGCCGAUUGUCCAACAAAUUCUCGAACAAAAGUAUAGGUUUGAAGAGCAAAAACCUAAUACUCCUUUGGUGCUGAUUCUUAGCCCAGGCAGGGAACUGGCAUUACAAAUAUCGGAUGUUGCACAGAAGUUAUGCAAAUCCACUGGACUUAAAGUCAAAUGUAUUCUCGGAGGAAACACGAAACAAAAAAUGUUGAAUCCAGAGUUUGAAGACGUGGACAUUCUCGUCGGCAGUAUAGGGGCAAUAAGUAAACUAGUAACUACGGGCAUCUAUCGAAUGGAAAAGGUGCGUCAUGUUGUGCUCGAUGAAGCCGACACUCUACUGGAUGAUAGUUUCUCUGACAAACUCUGCCAUUUUCUUAAAAGAUUCCCGUUCCAUAUGAAUCACAUCCAAGACAAUAAAGUUGUGGGAAGUCAAAUGAUUCUCGCCUCAGCUACAAUGCCCACGAAUACAAACGAACUAUUGCAAAACAUCAUCGAUACAUCGACCCUACACCAAGUCGUAAGCCCGAAUCUACAUCGCCUGAUGCCACACAUUACCCACAAAUUUCUCAGAAUGAACAAAUCCGAUCGACCAGCUAAUCUCCUUGGCAUGGUCAAAUCGGAACUGUCUAAAAAGCGACCUGUGAUCGUUUUUGGCAACAAAUCCUCUACCAGUGACUAUGUUUCCAUGUUCCUCAAUAACAAUGGAGUCAAUUGCAUCAAUUUAAACGGAGACAUGUUAAUGAAGAUUCGAAUCGGAAGGUUUGAGCAGUUCCAACAAGGAAUGGUGGAUGUCCUUUCGACAACAGACGUUGGUAGCCGUGGUCUAGACACAACUCGUGCAAGGCAGGUCAUUAAUUUUGACUUCCCUCUGCAUGUGUCGGACUAUAUUCACCGAUGUGGACGAAUAGGACGUGUAGGAAGCCAACAGAGAUGCCUGAUAACGAAUUUCGUUUCAAGCCAAAGAGAAGUCGGUUUGGUGCAGAAGAUCGAACACGCAGCGCGGACGGGCUCUCUCCUGCCAAAUGUCAAUGCCAACAUAAGAAACCUUAUUCAAUCGCGAAUAGUUAAGGAGAUGAAGAAAUAUGGAGUCGAUGAACCAGCUUUUUAGUAUUAAAUGAAUAGGAUAUUGAAAAAAAAAA